GUGGGGUGCUGUUUCUGCCUGUUCUUCCUCCAUCUUUCACGUGGAGGUCCCGCCGCGCCGAGAGGGAGCCUUUGAGGAGAGUAGUCCUGGGCCAACUCUGUCAGAAGCAGUAGCUGCAGCUGUAGCUGUAAAACCAGAAAAAUUUCGGGAGCCGGGCUCCUUCCCUCACGUAAAACAAGGAGACGUGGACCAUGUUUACUAAGAUUCCCUUUAAUCCAUCACAUCCUGUGAGCCGACCCUUGCCUUCAACUUUAGGACAGAGCUGCCGGAGCAAGGGAAGAACUGUGGCUGGGAGUCAGCAGGCCUGGCUUAGCUAAGGCUACACCCCUGACUCGCUGUUAACUCUGGCAAUAUCUUGUUUAAAUUUAAGUUGAAUUUAAGAUUGUUUCAGAUUGCAGGGUUGGAUUAGGUGAUCUUUUAGGGCCUUUUUAGCUCAGUGAAUAAAAUAGUUUCCCUGAGCCUGUUUAUUUAGGUUUAAAAUGAGCGUUUGAUUUGAUGACUCUUUCAGGUCCCUUCAAGAGCUCUUUACUUUGUGCUUUGAAUACUUAACGCUAUCACAUGCAAAGACUUUUAAUUGCACUCUGUAUAUUUAGGGUAGUAUUAUGCUUCGGAGAUAGUUUACCCUUGCUGUUUUCAAGAGAAUCAGGGUGGAGAAAAAACUGAGGAAGAAUUGGAGCUGGGGAUCAUAUGAUCUCUGCAGGGGUGAGGGAGUGCCUGGCAGCAGGAAAAAGGUUGAGGAAAGAUGAAAGAAGUGUUUCCAGAUAGGAUUAGUUGUCAUAAAAAGCAUGUAUGUGUCCAAGAACAACUGAGACUAAGGUGACUAAAUUUACCAUAAUUUUCUCCCACCAAGAUUUGUGUUUUGUCUUCUCUUUCGUGACUUUUGUUUCACACACUUGGUUUCUCUAUCCCAGUCAGAUUUGAUUCUAAGUGGCAGUCAUGUUUGAAGAACGAACAGAAACUUUAACCCUAGAGAUACUUUGUUUCAACUGUCACUGUCAAGGCAGCUCACCAAUAUAUAAGAAAAUUAAGUUGAAAACAAACUACAUAUUGAUCACAUUCAAUUGAAAAUUGAAAUUUGGAUUAAAAAUGAAAUAAUGAAUUUAAAUCUGCCUGAGAUGGAUACCUGUGUCAUCAAGAAGGAACAUCAUUGUUACUGACCUUCAUGAUGUUUGGUGGCUAUGAGACUAUAGAAGCAUAUGAAGAUGACCUUUAUCGUGAAGAGUCAUCUAGUGAACUGAGUGUUGAUAGUGAGGUGGAAUUUCAACUCUACAGCCAAGUUCAUUAUGCCCAAGAUCUUGGUAACAUCAUCAGGAAGGAAGAAUAUGAAGAAAAGAACCGUGGGAAUUCUGAAUUAUCAACUAGUAAACCAAAUCAGAAGAAUUUAAUUGUCCUUUCUGAUAGUGAGGUUAUCCAGCUUUCAGAUGGGUCAGAGGUUAUUACCUUGUCUGAUGAAGAUAGUAUUUAUAGAUAUAAAGGAAAGAAUAUUGGAGUGCAGGCACAAGACAAGGUGCAAGGUCCUUCUGCUUCUGUUCGAUCUAAUGAGUUGGCCGUUAAAGAAUGCAAGAGGGAUAUUGAGAAAACUAAACCUAAAGAGAGAUCAGGUAUAAUCCGAGAGGUCAUGAUUAUAGAGGUCAGUUCAAGUGAAGAGGAAGAGAGCACUAUUUCAGAAAGUGAUAAUGUGGAAAGCUGGAUGCUGCUGGGAAGUGAAGAAGAUGAUAAAGAUGAUGAUAUCCUUCUCAACCUUGUUGGAUGUGAAGACUCUGUUACUGAAGGAGAAGAUGGUGUGAAUUGGUUCAUCAGUGAAAAAGAUAUUGAGGCCCAGAUAGCUAAUAACAGAUCUCCUAGAAGAUUGGCCCAGCGAUACUACUCAGACUACAAAAACGUUAUCUGUAGAAAUUGUGACAAACGUGGCCAUUUGUCAAAAAACUGCCCCUUACCACAAAAAGUUCGUCCAUGCUUCUUGUGCUCCGAAAGAGGACAUUUACUAUAUUCCUGUCCAGCUGCCCAUUGCGUAAACUGUCCUUUGCCGAAGAAAUUGGGCCACAGAUGUCUUUUCAGAUACUCUUGGUCUAAACAAUGUGACCGAUGUCAUAUGCAAGGCCACUAUACUGAUGCUUGCCCAGAAAUCUGGAGGCAGUAUCACCUAACGACCAAACCUGGACCACCCAUAAAGCCGAAGACCCCUUCCAGACCAUCAGCCUUAGUAUAUUGCUACCUCUGUGCACAGAAAGGCCAUUAUGGACAUGAAUGUACAGAAAAAAAUGAAUAUGAAGAAUAUGUGGUAUCUCCAUUCAUCAGCUACUAUGAUGACAAAGAUGAAAUUCAAGAGAGGGAGAAGAGACUCAAACGAGAAAUAAAAGUACUCAAGAAAAAUGGGCACAUUCCAAUGAGUCUCAAGGCACCUUUUAUGGAAACAGAAGAUAAGAGCCCCUACCAUAAUUGGAGAAAGAGAUACCUCUUGUGGAAAAGCAUUAUGUGGCCUCAAGAAGAUAAAAAAAUGAAGAACAGGAAUAGAGACCAUGAGAAGCAUAGGAGAGGUGAAAGACAUCGUGAUGUGGAUGACGAUUUUCCCAGGGGCCCAAAAACUCACUCUCCUUCUGGCAGGAUUAAAACCCAGAAGGCUCAUAAGUCCUUUCAUCAUUCAUCGAGUUACCACAAGUCAAGAGAUGACAAGCUUCUCAAAGCAGGGAAGUGGGGCAAGCAGAAGAAAAAAGAGAAAUACUUGGAAGAUGAUAGCAAUGAUAAUUUAUUUCUUAUUAAGCAGAGGAAAAAAAAAAUUCUGAGUUGUUAGUCUCUGAUUUGACUUCUAAUUGUUUAUUUAGUCUUCAUGUUUAUAGCAUUCUGGCAGAAUUUUUGUUAUCUAUGAUGAAAUAGAAUUAAUUAUUUUUUUCAUUCCACCCAGAGUUGCUGAACAAAAACCAUGGAGAUCUCAGUUCUCUUUGUCCAACAGUUUAUUAGACAAGAAAAUAAAUAAACUUGGACUUUCCCUGUUCCAAUGUCAUUUUUACUCAGAAUCCUAGGUAUAAGAAUUAUUUAUCUUUCCAAGAAAACUUUAUUAAAAUACUUUGGGAAAAAUAAAAAAGUUUAUUGAAUGUAAUUCAUCCACAGUGUAUAAAGAUUAAAUCCUGCAAGGGAGAUAAAUUAACAUUAAUAAGAAAUUUUCAAUCUUUUUCAGUGUUUAAACAUUGGAAAGGGCAAUAGCUAUAAAUCUAAAUCCAGCUUUUCUUCUUUCUGAAGCUGUUCUCAGAAUCUUCCUUUAGACAAAACAUCCACAGACUAAAAACAGAGGUAUCAUCGUUGAAGCACUGAAAAGGCAGGAAAUUAGGCUUUAGCAAAUACCUACAAGGAAUCCAUCCAUCUUGUAUAAAUGUCAUAAGUUAGACUUCCUAAAACAAAUGAAACAGAGUCAUCAAAACU
This is a messenger RNA of Otolemur garnettii (small-eared galago), 3417 nucleotides long. It is a transcript of the gene ZCCHC7, whose product is annotated as zinc finger CCHC-type containing 7. NCBI's taxonomy places the organism in Eukaryota, Metazoa, Chordata, Mammalia, Primates, Galagidae. The transcript is spliced from 9 exons. The record is from RefSeq and is a predicted model, not a curated record. Bases 1163 to 2791 code for a protein of 542 amino acids. Gene Ontology annotation, molecular function: nucleic acid binding; zinc ion binding.